This is a messenger RNA of Lactuca saligna, 588 nucleotides long. The record is from the annotation of a GenBank genome assembly. Lineage: Eukaryota; Viridiplantae; Streptophyta; Magnoliopsida; Asterales; Asteraceae.
AUGGAUGAAGAAAGAUGGCCCACCUCCUCCAAGUUGCCAUAUGGCAGUUUGGAGCUCAGAGACUUGCUUGUAGGUAUUAACAGAGUACAUCCUUGUUUCAGUAACAAGUGCAAUAACAAUGAAAGAGUAACUGUCUCUGCUUCUAACUUAAACCCUUUAGGAAGGUGCCAUGUGCCAUGUAAAGAUCAAAAGGCCAAGUUUUUAGAGGACAUGAUUGAGGUAAAUGUCCAAACUUCUGGUGUAGUUGAUCAACCUCUUCAGAAGGAACUGAGAAGGAAUCUAGUAAAUGAAUUGGAGAAAUUGCUUCCACCACCAAUCACUGUACCUGAUAGAAGAUUGGAACAUCUGGUUGAAAGGGUGGUUGGUUCCAAAAUUUAUUCAUGCAUCUACCACAAUUCUAUGGAUCCAGUAUUAAUCUAUAAGGAUCAUUUUUGUGGUAGGGAUAAGAUCCCUACAAAAACCAUUCAGAUUCUGUCUGACCACAAGAAUGAAGUUUGGUUUGUUCAGUUCUCUAGAAAUGGGGAUUAUUUAGCAUCUUCAUCAAGUGAUUGUACAACAAUUAUAUGGAAGUGUAAUCAAAUGGGAUAA